Molecule: messenger RNA, 5566 nt
Organism: Chlamydomonas reinhardtii
Lineage: Eukaryota; Viridiplantae; Chlorophyta; Chlorophyceae; Chlamydomonadales; Chlamydomonadaceae
Exons: 10
Coding region: 318-4760 (1480 amino acids)
Biological process (GO): protein phosphorylation
Molecular function (GO): protein kinase activity; ATP binding
Source: RefSeq, a predicted model, not a curated record
GGACAUCAAACGCUGUUGAGCACGAGAACGGGCUCGGGCAAACUUGGGUUGAGCACGCGUGUAAUUAGCCGAUGGUAUCUCAGAACUGGUAUCUUCUUCGGCUCAUAGACUAAGGGCUUUGCAAUGAAGUAAGUCAAGUCUUCUAUUCACCAAUGGCUGGCCUUGCAAUUCAUGAGGGAAGUUCUGGUGGGCUAUGAAAAAGCCGACCGAGCAAAUCUCAGUGUAUUGUCCAUUUAAAGUCAAAUAUCAUACAUGUCGACGCUACUCAUGAAACUACAGCUAUAUUGAGGCGCGCUCUGUCGCUCGAGGGGCCAAAAAUGGAUUUGCUGCGGAGCCCCACAGUGGAGAGCCUGGGCGACUCACGGAUGUCAUCGAGCAUGCUUCCAAAUGCAAUCGCCUCUAGCUCAUACAUCGGGCGUGCCUCUCCUGCCACCAAGCAGCCGGCCGGGGCUGACGGCAGCGACAGCCGCAGCAACGCAUCGCACCCGCGAGCGGAGAUGCCGUCGCCACUGGUGGCAAAUGGGGUGGCUGUAGCAAGCGGCAAGUCACCGCGGCUGUCAGGAAUGCUACUGCCGCCGCUGCUGGUCCGGGCGGACGAGGGCGCCGGCAGUAGCGCCGGCCUGCCCCCGAACAUCAGCAACGGUGGCGUUAGCAGCGGCGGCGGUGCGGAGCCACCUGCAUCCCCCUUCUCGGCUGCUGCUGCCACCGCCAGCGCGCCGCCGCAUGAGGGCAAACCAGUGACGGCGGCUGCGGCGGCGGAUAGCUUCACUGUCGCGAGUGCCCUGAUGGGCGACUCUGGCAGCCUCCUCGACUUGCGGCGUGGCAACAGCGACACGGGCACCGGCGUCAGCCCCAGCGGCAUCGGCACCGGCGGCAGCAGGUUUCUGUUGCUCCACGAGCCCCCACCGCCGCAGCGGCUCUUGUCCAAACAAGCCGGCGGCGGCGGCGGCGGCGGCCACGGUGCGGGCGAGGACGACGACGAUGAGAUUUUGGGCCCGGCGGUGUUGCGGGGCGCCAGCGGCGGCAGUAGCAGCAAUGGCGACGGCGGCUGGAGCAACAGCGGCGGCGGCGCGCUGCAGAGCCUCAGGGGCGUGGGCGUGGACUUGGGCGCGGGCGUGGGCGCAGGCGGGGGCACGGGCGGGGGUGUCAGCCCGAGCGGCGGCAGCGCCUCCGGGGAAGGCGGCGCGGCGGCGUGGGUGGUGUGGAGAGGCCUGGGGUCGCCCACGCCUGCAGCUGCCGCGGCGGCGGCGGCGGCGGCGGCAGCGGCGGCGGCUGGGGCCGCGGGGCCGGACCCGACAAUCGCGGGCAUUGUGCCGGCAGUGGAGCCGCUGCCGCCACCCACGUUUGCUGGCUAUGCGGCCGGAGGCGGCGGGGUCAGCAGCUCGGGCGGAGAUGCCACAGGAGCGCGGGCAGCAGAGUUGUUAGGCUCGGCAGAGGACGUGCUGUCUGCAGGAUUGGGGGCGGGUGGAGCCGGAGGCGGGGCUGGAGCUGGAGCUGGGGCCCGCGGGGCGAGCAUUGCGGGCCUGAUGGCUGCGAGGAGGCAGCAGCAGCAGCAGCAGCAGCAGCUCGCCACCCCCGCCACCCCCGCCACCACGAGCAUCAGCCGCGACCGCUACAGCGGCACAGGCACAGACAGCAGCAGCAGCGCGGCGGGCUCCGCAGCCACGGGCACUACAGCCGAUGUCAGCAGCCGUGCUACAGCCACGGGGCUCUCAGGCUAUGGCAGUAGCCGCCCAAGCAGCAGCCUUGCUGGAUCUCCGUCGGAGGCGGCCGCAUCUGCCGCAGCUGCCGCAGGCGGGGGCGAAACCAAGGGUGUGUUGCCGCCGCAGGCGUCGAAGCAGCAGCAGCAGCAGCCGCAGCAGCUGCAACAGGUGGCGGCCGCGGCGGGGAAGGCGGUGGGGAAGGCGGGUGCGCUGGUGGAUAGGUGGCAGCGCGCGGCUCGUGCUGUGGGUCUGAUGGCGGUGACUGUGCGGUGCUUCCGCACGCUGCACGACCGGCACGCCAUCAACUGGGUGUCGCCGGGGCAGCUGCAGGUGUUGGCGGAGAUAGGCGCGGGCUCGUUCGCCCGGGUAGACAAGGCCUUGUAUCGGCCGCCGGCACUCGGCGGCAGCGGCGGCCACGGAAGCACACCGCGAGUGGUGGCUGUCAAGCGCAUUCGGGAGGAGCUGCUGGCAGCUGCGUUCGGCAGUAGCAGCGGCAGUAGCAGCGGCAACCAGGACAAGGGCAUUAUCACGCAGCCCGCCGGCAAGCCCAGCCGCAGCCGCGGCAGUAGCAGCGGGGCCGGCAGUGGCCGCAGGAGCGGCAGUGGCAGUAGCAGGGGAAGUGGCGGGGGCGGCGGCGGGGGCGGGAACGGGCCGCUGCAUGUGGAGGACGUGCUGUUGUUUCUGCGGGAGGCACAACUGCUGCGGAAGCUUGACCACCCGCACAUCUGCCAGUACGUCGGCCUCGGCUUCACCACGUCAGCAACACACGCCGCGGCCGCUCCCGCCGCAGCAACGUCUGCCGCGGCGGCAUCCAGCGCCGCCAGAGCCCCCGCCGGCGGAGCCUCCGGCGCCGCUACCGCCACCACCAUCACCACCCUCGCGCCGCCGGCCGCCCAGACCGCUGACCGGGAGGCCCUGCACUUUGGCGAGCGCUGGCAGCAGCGCUACCGGCGGCAGCAGCUGCGCGCGGAGCAGCGGGAUAAGGAACGGCAGCAGGACAAGGCGGCCGGUGACACGCAGCGGCAGGAGGCGAGGGGCAAAGACAAGGAGGCGCGGGGGGCCAAGCAAGGCCGGGCGCCGACGCAGCAGGCGCAGGCGCGCAGGGGCGGCAAGGGCGCGCAGGGGCAGGCGCAGAAGCAAGGUCGCGGCGGCGCGGCGGGCUUUGAUAAUGACCUUGACGACGAGCGUGACGCCAGCUCACAAGACGACGACGAGGAUGGGCAUGAGGGUGGCAAGGAUGUGGGCGGGUUGCGCCGGCGCAAGCACCACACGGGGGGCAGUGACGGCCGGCUGCCGGCUCGGCAGCGGCGGCAGGCGCCGGCGGGUGCGGCGGACGGCGGGGAGAGUGACACGGACGCAGCCGCCCGUGGCGCCGCUGGCGGUGGUGGCGCAGCAGCAGGAGGUGGUGGUGGUGGUGGUGGUGGUGGAGCGGGCGGAGGCAAGGCGAAGGGCAGGGAGGGCAAGGCGCGGCGCAGCGUAGAGGCGAAGCAGCCGCAGUCGCAGCAGCGGCGGCCGCGAUCGGGUGCUGUGGCGCCAGCACCCGCGCCGGCGCCGGCGACGGCGCCCGCGCUGACGCCGGCGGCUGCUGGGGCUGGGGUUGUUUCGAGAAGAGACUUUGCCGGCACAGGGGUGACACCCGCGGCAGGAGCGGCAGGAGCGGCAGGCGUGCCGCGGCUCCGCCUGACGGGGCUGUUCAUCGUGACAGAGUACCUGGGGGCCGGCACUCUCAAGACGGCCGUGCGAGCCCAGAUGGACCAGCCCUGGCGCCAGCUCUACUCCAACUCCACCGCCCUGCGCUGGAUGACACAGGUGGCGGACGCACUGGCGCACCUGCACUCGCGGCGGCCCAAGGUCUUGCACCGCGACAUCAAACUCGACAACAUACUGCUGCAGCCGGAGGGCGGCGGCGGCGGCGGCGGCCGCGCCAGCGGCGCCGGCGGGCCCGACCGGCAGCACCCGCUGUACCAGCCGCGGCCGCGUCCAGGCAGCGCGGCAGCUGCGCUGGGCGGCGCCGGCGGGGCAAAGGAGGUUGUGAAGGGGCACCAGGGCCCGUUCGACGACUGCCUAGCCAAGCUGUCUGACCUGGGCCUGGCGGGCUUGUUGGCGGCGCACUCGGCGGCGCCGCCAGACGGCCCCGGCGGCGGCGGCUCGCGGUCGAUGAGGCCUCGGCAGCAGCACACGGCGUCCCGCCGCUCGAGAGCCAGCAGCGCGGCCACCUCCAAGCCGCAGCACUCGCAGUCCCAGCAGCAGUCCCAGCAGCAGGACAUGGAAGAGGACGCGGCAUCAGUGGCGUCGAGGCCCCUGUCGCCAGGCGCGGCCGAGCGGCAGCAGUCGCAGACCCUCGUGCGCCGCCGCCGGCCGGCCGGCGGCCCUGACGGCGACGCCGCGGCGGGCGCGGCGGCGGGCGCCGCCGCCUCCGGUCCGAGCGUGACGGCGACUCGGCCCGCCGUGGCGGUGGCGGCAUUCGUACCACCGCAGGCGUUGCUGUCGUACCCAAUGGCGCCGCCGCCGUUGCCGCCCGCCAUAUCAAACAAGCUGUACGGUGCCGAUGGCGGCGGCGAUUGCGGCGGCGGUGGCGGCGCGGGGGUGUUUGACCGGCCAUUGGCGUCUCAGGCGUCGGAACGGAUGGGCACCUACAUGUACAUCGCGCCCGAGGUGUACCACCGCAAGAAGUAUGACGAGAAGUCGGACGUGUUCUCAUUCGCUGUGGUGUUGCACGAGUUGUUCCACCGCUACGUCAUCAGCGCCAGCCUGGACAACGCCGACCAAAUGGAGAAGUACGCGCAACAGGUGGCGCACGGCUUCCGCCCCACCAUCCACAGCGACAUGCCGCCGCGGCUGCGGCGACUUAUCCAGAUGUGCUGGGCGCAGGACCCGGGCAACCGUCCCGCCAUGUCCGACGUGGCGGAUGAGCUCCGAGCCAUGGCGGCGGCGGGGGUGCUGUCGGAGCUGGAUCGGAGGCAGCAGAAGCUGGAGGAUGCAGCGGGGGCGGCGGGGGGCGGCCGCGGCAGCAGCGCCGCGGCGGCGGCGGCCGCAUGCGGCUGCGUGGUGUCUUGAUGUGGGCUGGGCGGCGUGCGUUGGGCCGGGAGUUGGUUGGGGUGGGGGUCGAGCGUGUGUGGGUUUUGGAGGCGCAGUGGGCGUGUGCGUGGGCCGGGAACCGGACGAGUGGCAUGGGUUGCAAUGCGGGGAUGGACUAUCUAUGGGUAUCUGUGUGGAAGCGGGAAGCGGGCGAGGCCGUGAGGGGGGGGUCACAGUGAAUUGCGAUGCUAUGAUGACGCGGUACAACCUUUGGUGAACUAAAUCCAUUCUGAAUGCGGCAUUACAAGAAGGGGCCGUCCUAUGACAUAUGUUACAUACAGUACAAGAAGGGGCCGUCCUAUGACAUAUGUUACAUACAGUACAGUGGUUGAUUGCGCGGGGCCGAGCGUUAUGUGGCCACCCCGGCCCGGGCCUCCGGUUUCCACGAGGCAACGUGCGCACCACCUUGUAAACAUACACACGGGAGGACAUGCAGGGUUCAGGAUGCUGUGCCGCUGUGGCAAUGCGUCUAAGCAGCCAUGAGGAGUGAUGCUGUGGUGGCGGCGUUCCGCGUUCGGUACAGUAACUCUGGCACUUGACCUUCUGCGCACUCAGACGGGUCGCAGGACUUCGCCACACUUCAUCUGUCCCACUGCUACAGCAGUACAGCUACACUAGCGGACCGCCAUGCAAUCCAUGGGGCGUGCCCCUAAGUCCCACUGCUACAGCUACAACUACAGCUACCGCGCCACGACGGCCAUGUAUGCAAUCUGUAGCAGGAACGCCGUAAAAGGACUUGAUGACGAGCUGGGGCUACCCUUAGAGUAUGUGGGACUUACGCGCCG